Messenger RNA from Penaeus chinensis, 1832 nucleotides. Its product is annotated as neuroligin-4, Y-linked-like. The transcript has 8 exons. Bases 1 to 1248 code for a protein of 415 amino acids. The record is from RefSeq and is a predicted model, not a curated record. Lineage: Eukaryota; Metazoa; Arthropoda; Malacostraca; Decapoda; Penaeidae.
AUGCCAGGAAACUACGGGAUGAAGGACCAGGUGAUGGCCCCCCGCUGGGGCGGGAUAACUUCACGUUUCCGGCGGAGACGCGGAGAGGGUCACCAUCUUCCGGGAGAGUGCUGGGGGCGCCUCCGUCCACCUGCACAUAAUGGCUGUUCAAAAGACCAUCAGCAUCGGAUCACAACCCUCCCAGGCCUAACAGGCAACCCCGGGGGAGCUGCCCAACACCGGCGAGACCUUGGGCGCCAACACCUCCAGCACGUUUUUCUGCGGUGCCUCCAAGCUGCGGACGCCAAGCAGCUCGUCGAGUUGUCUCAGGACUUUUUUGAGUGGUUCCUUUUCCCCAUGAGGAUGGGGCCGAGAGUGGACGGCGACUUCCUCCCCGACGACCCGGAGGUGCUGCUGCGGGACGCCAAGCACGCUCACGUCGACGUCCUCUCCGGGGUCACGGCUAACGAGGGGGCCUUCGUCAUCAACGCCUUGGAAGCCAACGAGAACACGCUUCGAUCCUUGCAAGAGAAUUUCUCCGACAGCGGCCCCAUCAGCAUCGGUCUGGAACCCGAAGACCUCGAUCCGGUCGCCAGCAGCACGAAAGUCUUCCAGUACUACCUGGGGGACAUUCUCAUCGACGUCGACCACUAUGAACAACUCAUGAAGCUUUUUACCGAUCGCCAUUUCUCUCUGGGUCAUGACCUGACGACGCUCUUCCACUCGCGCGUCGCCAACACGUACCGCUACUCGCUCGACCAUCGCGCGGAGCUCACGUUCAGCGAUCUUCUGAGCAAGGAGAGGAAAACACAGUGGAUCUCGCACUGUGACGACCUCUUCUACCUGUUCCGCGGCGGGCCUCUCCUGCAGCUGGGUCGAAAGGAACUUCAAGACCUCGCCAGGGAAGACGACCUCGCCCUCAGGGAAGUCAUCUUGAACACGUGGACCAACUUCGCGGCCACGGGGAACCCAACUCCAGAUGCCGCACUUGGUUUCGUAUGGGAGGCUGUCUCUGAGGACAAUCUCCACUACCUGUCGCUGACGCCCACGCCCACAAUGCAGCUUGACCGGAAGAAGGAAAUGCGGCAGUUAUUCGCGUCGCUGCCCACCAGGCAAAACAGGAUCCUAUUUCCCAACCGAGAGGACCAAGGGGGGGAGAGCGUGCUCGAGGAGGACCAAGAGGACAAGGGCCAAGAUGACGAGGACGACCUUGGCAUGAUGGAGGCCGAGGUUGCCUUCUCCAGGCAGUUCACUCAGGACGAAUUAUAGAGAGCAAAAUAGCCAGGGGUUUGCGGAAAUCUCGUUCUUGCCUUAUUUUUCAUCUCUCUACCUUUUAUCUCCUUCCAUUCCGCUUCGUCUCUUUAUACUAUCUAUCUCUAUCUAUAUAUUGCACUCUAUCGCAUUCCACUUGACCUUUUUACCUUUCAUCUUAACUCAUUACCUUUCGCUGUCUCUGUCAAAUUACUUUUCAUCUUACUUCUUUGCCUUCUAUUUCAUCAUUAUACCCUUUUGCCCCUAAAAGGAAGGAAAUAAGGAAAACCAGUCAUGGAUGAAAGCAUAAAAACUACAUUUACUAAAUACUAAAAGAUAAUUUUUAGUAUGCUAGUUUUCGUGUAAAUAUAAGUCGUGUGGUAUAGUUAUCUGUGUUAGUUCUGAGGAUAUUUUCAAUUUGUUUUUCUAUAAAUAUUAUUUGAUAUAGAAGUUUUAGAAUCAAUGUUCAUGUGUCAUAUAACUGAUGUUAAUAAAUGUCACUGAAUACUUUGUAUAUCUAUUGUAGUCGGACGAUCCUAAUUAUAAUGGAUGGUUAAUGAUAUGUUUAUUUGAUCACACACACACACACACACAUAUACGUA